ACUUUAUUUUGUAUGGCAUAUUCAGUAGCAAUCAAGAAAAAUCUAAAUAAAUAUCAUUUCCCGAUAGCCGCAAAUUUAUUUCCAUCAUGCCGGCCCGUUUCGCUGCUAAAAAAAAGGACGAUACAUCACCGACUUCGACUCCUGCUGUAAACAGCCGGGAAGGACUUACUAACAAGGGUAAACCGCUUCGUAGUAAUAUGAAGGGUCAACGCAAGGCUACACAGGAUGCGGAAGAUCAGCGCACAGAAAACAGUGGUCAAGCCAAAAAAGCUUUGAAUGUCGACCAAAGGGGUAAACGUCUGUGUCCACCACGAAAACAUCCAGAGAGAAUCACGACGAGAGAGAAAAUUAUACAAAAAUUCAAGAACAUUAAUUUCUCACAACGCGACUCGGAUGCACAGUUGACCGUACAGAAUCUUGAGUUUCCCGAUGCCAAUAUCAAACGUACGGAACUCCACAAAAGGGAUGAGUGCGGCAAAAAUGUGAUUGCACGACGUACCGCAUGGGACUUCGAUAGUUCGAGUAAUUCACAUUUUCGCGAUGGCAUUGAGACGGUGAAAAUGCGUCAAGGCAGUUGCACUCCAAGCAGUAAUACCAUAUCGGCCGGCACCAGGCGAACGACAAUGGAACGUGAAUCAAAUCGUUAUCGUGGCAUUGCUAAUUCUUUAGAAAUGAUCGACUCUAAGCAUAAGCAUUCGGAACAACCAGUUAAAUUUAAUGGAGCCAAGUGGAAAAAGGCUUGUUCGGUUAGUUAUGUGGCUGGAGCACCACGUGCCCGUAUUGGUCGUUGUCCAGAGAAUUACGAACAGUUGGCCAAGUUAACGGCGGCAAGGCAAAAAUUCUUUCUGACACAGGAUCCACGGAAGGCCAAGUGUCUAAUCAAUCCGGCUGCCCUGCGUCAUAAGCGACUGUCAAAGGACCAAGAACACGAUUUGAUUGGCAAAAUGGUUAAACAUGGCGACAAUUUAUGUGCCACCACAGGAUCAGAGACAUCAGACACAUAUAUUUGUGAGGUGUUAGACGUCCAGAAUCCUUUGGGUCUGGAUUUUCAGGGCAUGGACUAUAAAAACAGUUAUGAAAAGGACGAAGUGGAUUUGCAAAAUCAAUUGCAUUACUGGCGUAUUAAGCGUUACAUGCAGAGACGUGAAACGAAGAAAGCGACCAAGGAUAAAGUGGAAGCCGAAUUAGAUAAAGAACGCAUGUCGAUACCACCUAGAUUUCAUACCACAAUCAAGGAUGAACUAAUCGAUGAGAACAGUUUGCCCCGUUCUCCCCGUUUUAGUGAACUCUAUCGAAGCACAGACAAGCCGGAUAAUAAGAAUAAGAUCGAACGAGAAAAGCAACGCCGUGAGGCACGCUACAAAGAAAUUUACUUGAAAAAUAAACAGAGACAAGCAGAGCUUGAGCAGGAAAAAAAGAAGCAAGAGGCAGCCGCCAAGGAGAUCCAAGCUCGUAUGGUGGCUGAAAAGGAUUUACAAAACGAUGUGGCAGUUAUCGAUGAUGCCAUCGAGCGAAGCUUUCGCAAGCAUGUCGACAUUAAGCCAGUGAUUAGAAAACGCAAAGUUUUUCCCAAAACUUUACAAGAAACGGAACGCCUGAAGUCUAUGAUGCACCGAGAGAAUUGCAUAGCAAGGGAUAAGGCAAGAAUUGCCCAACAAUUCUAUUUGGAGCGAACGGGGAAAUUAAAGAGAAUGCCAGAUGUAGAGCAACAGUUGCGUUGCGAGGAUAGCAUUUUGGGCAGUGUGGCAUCUUCGCACAGUGAGCAGAGCAGCGACGAUGAAGACUACCUGCAAGUGGGAAAAAUUGGUGAGAAAUUUCAACUGCGAGGAUUUCAUUUCAAGCAUGGUGAUGGCCUGCGUGGUAAAUUUCAUCGACAUCAGAAAAUGGAGGGUAAACGCACAGUUAAGGGCUGUCUGACCCGUGAUGAAUGGCUCAAUCAAUUGGCACCCCGCAAGGAACCCAUCAAACUUGAUGUGGAGACUGGCAUUACUAAGGUUCUCGAUCCAGAUGAUCCGAAUUUGGAUCUUUUUCCACCAGAACCAUUGUUCAUUCAUCGACGAGAGCGUCGCAGUGCAGUUAAGGAGUAUAUUGGCAAGCGACUGGGUCAGCAUUAUCAUAGGCAAUUGCGCAAGAAUAUUAAGAUUGUGGCACCCAAACUUCAAUACAAUGUUAAGAAAUUCAAUUUGAUUCGUUACGUUUUUCCCGAACAACAAUUAGUUCCCGCUGAUGAUCGAAAAUUCUCCGAAAAUUAUGAUCUGAUGGUAGAUGCAAAAAAAGUGAAUACCACAUUGGAGUACAUUGAGCUGAAGAAAAAGAUGGCAAAGGCAAAUCACCAGAAGAAGAAACGUGAACGUAUGCAGCUACUUGGAAUACCAUGCGUUGGGAGCAAGCAGCUAAGAGCUCCAAAUCCUUGUGAGGUGCAAGAGGAAGAGGUUGACCUGGAUUGGGUGCCAGAGCCAGAGCCAUUUCAUAGUGAAUAUAAUUAUCGGCUUGAUUCUUUGCCGAGAUCAUUAUCCCAACGCCGUAUAGAUGACGAUGAUGAUGACUCUCGUCGUCAAACUGGUGGCGGACAUUCAGAGCCUCCCUAUCGUUAUCGUGGCAAUAUGCCGGCCCCGCCGUAUCGUGAAAGAACCCUCAUGAUACAUCCAAGACGACGGCGAGACUAUGAAGGCGAACGUAUUAAUUCUUCUGAAUUCAAUGAGCACUUGAAUGUCUCACAAUUGCCAAUGCUCGAACAGCCGCCACCGGAUAGGGUAAAGUUUGCCAAUGUACGUACCAAGAAGCGACCGUACACCGAGUUGUUAGAGGCUCGACAUCAUCACGACCAUUGGUCACCCACGCAAGUGAAAAACGUUCAUGUUCACUAUCAAACCAAAUGCGUUUAUCCAGAGAUCACCAAAGUCAUACAGAGGGAAAAGGUGCCUAUAGUAAAGUUUGAAAAGGCCAAUCCACCGUGUGCUAAAUUUGUCGAUAAGGAUUUAACCAUGCCUGGCUAUGAUUUCGAUCAAAUAAUAAAGGAUCAUUUGAGGGAAACGCGACAAGAUAAAAAAGAAGCAGCUAAGGAAGUGGUGCAGGAUUUGUGCCAUCAGCAUGAUUUUGUCUUCCAUUCACGCGAUCCCGAGGAACUCGCUCAAGUGGAUUUUCCUGGACGGCGGCAGUACUUGGAUUUUCUGCGUGAGACCCGGGAGGCUAUAUACGAGACAAAGGAUAUAGAGCCCGGGGAAGAACGUUUAUUGGUAGAUCGUAAGGCAAUUGUGGCUGAACUCGAAGAAGAUCUUCAGAGUAUAGAAAACUGUUUAAGCUCUCUCAGUAGCUCAGAUUGUACGGAUUUGUCAACAGACAGUGGAAGUUUUUUGAUUUUAGAAGGCAAAACCAAAUUGCCCUUGGAGUAUAUUAGAAAACCUUUGGUGCCCUUUGAGGAAAUGCGUCGUUCUCGCUUUCAAGCUGAAAUCAUAGAUGUCGAUGCUGAAGAAGAGAAUCCUUAUCGACUAUUACCAUUUUCGGGUCAGCGUAAAGAGCAAGCUGCUCUAUUGGGUCCAAAGGAUACGUUUUUCACCUUUAGCUCACGUCUACGCAAUGGCUUACGUUUGAGAUUAGAAGUACCCGUGCCAGAUGUACGUAAUACUCUUCUUGGACCCGGACCAAAAAAAUACUAUGGAGCAGUUAUAACUGAUCUGGAUGAGAAUUAUAUAGAAGAGCUAAGAAGUCGAGCCACAAUUAAGUCAUUUAAUUUUAAAUCUGGCAUUGAACUGCUCAAAGUGGCCAUGCGUCUGAAAUAUGAAUCGCUACUCAUCCAGGGACAAAUGGUUCGUACAAAGAUCUAUGAUCGCAUGAACGAACGGCAUUGGGUCAAUAUGAAGAAUACAAAGAUUCUAUAUGAAGCACUCUUUGCCAAAUGGCAGAAAAAGGAAUACAAUUCAGCCAUGACAAUGGUUUAUGAAGUGAAAUCCUAUUAUGAGACAACCGAUCGAUUGAAACAGGAAUAUCGCGAAAUGGAACGUGAACUAAUGAUGCUCAAUAUGGAUAUAGUUUUCAUAGAGGGUCAUUGGAUACGUUGCAUAAUGCUGCAGAAUUUCCAUUAUCUGAUGGGUGAUCAAGAAUGGCGCAUGGAGAACGAUUGGAUACAUUUGGUGUCCAAGAAGAAGCGUCAUAAGAACACUGAUGCCUCCGAUGAUGUAGACGAGGAGCAGGAUAUAGAGUCAGUGACUCAAGAGGACGAUGAAGAAGAAAAAUUGGAACUCGAAUCGUAUGACAAGUCCAUUGCCAAGAGGGCCAUAGUGAAUAUACGUGUGCGAGACAAGGAUGAUGCUUGGGCCAUAAGAGCCUUUUACUAUGAUGUUUAUAUGAAGAACUUGCAUCCCAUACUUCAAGUAUUUCCCGAUGCUGCAGCUUUUCUUCAUGGUAUUGAGAAUUUGAAAACGAAAACAUUUAUGUUACUGCUGGAAAUGCAUUUCACUUUGUCCAUUCACACUGAACUGCAGGGUAGACUCGAGACCUUUAUCGAUUGGUGUGCCAAGGAUCUAAAGGAGAAACAGGAGUAUGUGGCCCGUAAAUCGGCCAAGAAAUAUUUCAUGGAAGAUCGAGCCGUCGAAAUGGAGAAUCGUGUCCAUCAUUAUCUGGAUAAGCCCAUAGCGAAUUCAUUUGCCGAUGAAAGUUUCAAUAAAAAUCGUGCCAUUCUUGCUGAAGUCUGGCGUCGUGUUGUGCCCGACAAUGUGCGAGGCUCUGGCGAUGCCAUACCCAGUUCAUCCGACAUGGUGGCCGCCAUUAGUGAUGUGGUUAUUGAAAUUCUAACCAAAUUCGAGCAAAUGGAUAUCAAUCGUGUGCGCGAGGUGGAGAUGAAUUUACGCAAACGUCGUCGUUAUUUGGAGAAACUCUCAUUUCAGGCCUAUCAAGUGGAACGUCGCAUUGACAUCGAAAUGAAAAAAGUACGCAGAAAUUUAGAGCCACCAUACAAACCGCCACGUCGAGUGGGUCGCCUGCCACGCCUCCAUUUGAAGAAACGUGUUGUCAAAGAAGAGAAAUUACCACCGGUUAUAUCCGAACAUACACGCAACUUUAUGCGAGCCUUCAAGGAGGACGGUGCAAUUGGCGAGACCAUGACCCAUGACUCUCUAAUGGUUGUCGACAAUAUGCAAGAGCAAAUUGUUCCCUUCUAUUUUGAUCAUUUCCUUAAAAUCAAUGGCUAUUCGCCCAAUUAUAAUUUUAAAACCAACAUUGAGCAACGCGAUGGACCCGAAAUCAAUCGCUUUCAAGUGCGUGAUGUUAUACCUGAUGUUUUGCAGAAAGUUGAGAAUUGGGAACUAAUGCAUAAGAAGAUAAUGGAGGAAAGUAUUCAACGUAAUCCAAAAAUGUAUGAAAAUGUGAAUUAAUUAUGAUCAUUUGACAAUUUUUUCCUUU
Messenger RNA from Drosophila willistoni, 5397 nucleotides. RefSeq lists its product as uncharacterized. Lineage: Eukaryota; Metazoa; Arthropoda; Insecta; Diptera; Drosophilidae. Bases 87 to 5369 code for a protein of 1760 amino acids. The record is from RefSeq and is a predicted model, not a curated record. The transcript has 2 exons.